AUGACUAGCGCUGAGCCUACAUACUCGGCAGGAGACAAGAAGAUGGAUGAGCUUCUUGCUUCAUAUAUUUCUCUGCGGCUGCAUGUUCCUCGAAAUGAUCAAACAGCCUUUUCAAAAACUCCGACAAGUGUUGCUGGUGAUGCAGUUGUGCCUGAGCCUGGACAUAUGCGGCGUCAAUCGUCGUUAUCGCCUACAUCUUAUCACGCACAUAACCAAUAUGCCACUACCGAUCAAAAAAAAUCUCUAAAGCCCAGCACGAUUGCGUUGCAAGCACCAACAAGGAUGAUUUCUAAGCAAUACGACUGCUCAUUGGCAACUUUAGAUGAACACGGCUCAAUCCAAGGAGAAAUGCUUGUAGACAGAAAUCUGUAUACCUUGAAUCAACACAGUAGCCCUACUUGUAAUAAUCAAGGAUCUAGUGAAAUGCCUGCGAGCAGGCACUUGCGACGAAUGGAAAGUGACAGCACCAUAUCCACUGCCAUCUCUAAGCAUGAUUAUUCUUUCAAGUUAGCCAACAAGGCCAACAGAUAUGCUCCCAUUACGACUUACUCGAACCAACCCACUCAAUUUAGAAAUGAGCAGGCAUUAUGGGAUAGCAAGGAAGAUGACGAUACAGCAUCGAACAUAUCGUUUCAAGAGCGUGAUUAUUAUGGUCCUCAAAUGACACCCCAGUUAAAGAAUGAGAUAACGCACUUUGAUGCACAGGUAUUGCUGGCUGAAGUGCUAUUGGUUAUUUAUACAUUUCUUGAUGUCUCUGGUUCAUAUGCACGGGGUAUGCGACCCACCGGAUUUAUGAGUUUUUCCAGCAAGAGCAGUAGAAUAUAUUCUCAGCUUGCUUUGAAAUCAAAAGAAUCUGUUGCAUCUUUAAAGUCUGAACAAGGCUCGACAGUGUACAACAAGGAUAGAUGCACCAAGAUGUUUACUGACUAUGAAGCAACAUCGUGUGCAAAUUCCGAGAUUUUACAAAAGCCUCAAAAGAGAUCAUCGGCGAUGAAAAGAUUUUCUGGUGUUGCCAACCAGAUCAAAUCACAAGUGUCGUCUUUUUUCUACAACAGGCCUUUAUCAAUUCAUCCUCAUUUCGAUUUUUCAAAUGCGGCGUAUCAUCCAAUUAGAUCGAGUUCUGCUGCAAGUACAAAUGCCGACAGUCCAGUUGAUGGUGCAAACCGUACAACCCAAAGUCUCAAAAUCUUGUCAAAUGCAGAAUCUACUGACCCAGCUUUGCUUACAGAGCUGUAUCAAGAAGCCUCUAUUAGGUAUAGCCAUCUCAAGGCGACAUUGGGGACAGUGAGAUUUGCUACCGUACAGCAAUUGAAGACUCGAGAUGAUUUAGGCUAUUUCAGCGAGAGAGGUACUCAUUUGUGCAACCCGAUGCUCCUCCAGCAUCUCUCCUCUAAUGAUAUUUCGUGGAUGAAUAAUACUAUCCAGUCCCUCUCGUCAGAUGCGUUCGUGGAUCUAUUUUUUGAUGUUGUGGUUGCCGACUUUAGUUUCCCAGAUGCAUUGGAAAAGUACUGCACUAAACGAUAA
Molecule: messenger RNA, 1524 nt
Organism: Batrachochytrium dendrobatidis JAM81
Lineage: Eukaryota; Fungi; Chytridiomycota; Chytridiomycetes; Rhizophydiales
Exons: 1
Coding region: 1-1524 (507 amino acids)
Source: RefSeq, a predicted model, not a curated record